This is a messenger RNA of Cotesia congregata, 336 nucleotides long. The record is from the annotation of a GenBank genome assembly. Lineage: Eukaryota; Metazoa; Arthropoda; Insecta; Hymenoptera; Braconidae.
AUGGUCUUAGUUGCAGACCGGCGUAAGGAGGGUCUGGACGUAGAUAAACAUAAUAUGCAUGCUGCAAUUGAUAAAUAUCGUUUAGCAGUGCGUCAAGCUAUUUCAAAUCAUCAAAUUGGACAUAAUAGCUCCUUUUUUGAAGAUAAAAUAAUUAACAAUGCACCUAUAGAAACGACUGGACCUUUUGCUGGAUACACGGCUUUGCAUAUAGCUUGCAUGGAUGGAGAUGAAGAACUUAUAAGAUUAUUAGUUGAAGACUACCAUGCAAAUGUAAAUGCUGUUGCUGACGAUGGAACUCAACCUAUUCAGCUGGUGCCAACGUUGAUGCUGAAAUAG